This is a messenger RNA of Aedes albopictus (Asian tiger mosquito), 2360 nucleotides long. RefSeq names its product malectin-A. Bases 385 to 1413 code for a protein of 342 amino acids. Gene Ontology annotation, cellular component: membrane. The transcript is spliced from 2 exons. NCBI's taxonomy places the organism in Eukaryota, Metazoa, Arthropoda, Insecta, Diptera, Culicidae. Gene Ontology annotation, molecular function: carbohydrate binding. The record is from RefSeq and is a predicted model, not a curated record.
AUGUGUUUGGCCACUUCACUGAAAUGCCGUAGUAUUGUUGUACUGGUGGACGGUGUAGGGUGGUUGGUUAAUACAGCUGAAAACUCCCACGAAACCUCUAUUUUCUGCCAGUUUAGAUAAAUACUUCACAUAUCCGAAGUGUCCGGACGUAGCACGUUCAGAACACUGUCCUUCGAACGAUCCGGCUCAUCGAACGGUUCCCCUCCCUGGAUAGCAUAUGUUUCGGCCAUAUCCGUAGCCUGUUCCAUUCAUUACACAGAGCAAAGGCCUGCUUUUCGGAGCUGAUUCGGUAUCAAAUUCCGCUGCUCGCGAUGAAAAGAUAAUAAAUCAAUAAGCAUGCCACGUAAUGUUCCCGACAGAGUAGGCUACUGUGAUUUGACGUGAAUGCAACGCAUUGCUGGACGAUAUUUGAAUCGCGAGGAAAUCGCAGUUUUCGUGAGACGAUUGCCUAUAGGAAGUUUUAGGAGACAAGGAUUUUAUGUGAAAAAUCACUACAGGCAGCAGGAUCGCAAUCUAACAGCACAGAAACCACCAAAUCACGCAAAACGCCGAAAAAAGAUGUCACUACCACAUCGCGUGGUAUCCCUAUUGCUGGGAAUCGUCCUGGCCAUCCAGUCAUUCACCGAUGCCGUUCAACACAAUGUUAUCUACGCUAUCAACGCCGGAGGUGAAUCGCAUGUUGACUCCAACGGAAUCAAGUACGCACGGGAUCCUCUGAUGGGGAAAACUGGCACGGAGUCCGAUUACGGCAAGCAGUUGCUCAUGAUCAACCGAGUGAAGCCAAACGAUGAGUUGCUGUAUCAAACCGAGAGAUAUCAUCACGAUUCCUUUGGGUAUGAGCUGCCUAUCGCAGGCGAUGGAGAGUACGCGUUAAUCCUGAAGUUCUGCGAAGUGUACUUCAACGCACCCAAUAUGAAGGUGUUCGAUGUGUUACUCAACGGUCGCCAUAUGGUUAUAACGGACUUAGAUAUUUUCUCACUGGUUGGCAAGGGAUCGGCUCAUGAUGAGUACGUGUACUUCACCGUUUCACGAGGUCGACUGUACUUCAAGGAAGAAGACUCAGAAAUUCGAGGUGGAAAAGUAAAAGUGGAAUUCCUCAAGGGCUACAAGGACAAUCCGAAGAUCAACGCGAUUGUCUUGAUCAAGGGAUACGAUGAGGCGAGUUUGCCUCGUUUGGCGCCACUGGUUAGUGAACAAUCAACGCAGGACCUGCACGCAGAUACAAUCCUGAACGAAGUGCCCUCCACAGGAGGAGACGACGACGUGCAAACGGAUACGAAGCCCAAACAGCGGAAGACCAGUGGUCCGAAGCAACCCAACCCUUACUCGCUCGACGAAUCGUCCAUGAUGCUGCCGGUGUUCAUAGCAAUCGGUGCAUUUAUCCCACUGCUGUUCUGUCUAUGUAGGCUGUGAUUUUGUUGCUAGCAAGCUCAUCUUGAUUUUAUAAGUAGGCGUUUAGGGGUACUCACGGUUCUCGGAUACUAGAACUGGUAGGUUUGUUGAAAUAAUUUUAAUUAGCAAGCACAGAGGUUUUUAAAAUCGGAACAAGCCGAUUCAGCUGUAUUAGAGCAUCACGGAAAUGAGAAUGAUGUGAUUCUCGUUGGUGUAUCAUUCCGCCAAUGGUCUUGGUUUAGGCGAGAGUUGCACAAUAUUACUUAAUGGGAAUGUUUUGAAAGUAUAAACGAGAUUUUGGAAAGGCUUCAGGGGUAUUUCCAAACUCUGUCCAAGACGUCGAACUAAGUGUUUAUUCAAACGAUAGAUAUAUUGAAUUGUAUAUAGCUCAGAGCAAACGCGUUUACUUAUAAGUAAUAAACUACAUUACAGGGGAAAGAUUAAAUUUUCGGGAUAAGCACAAUUUUUUUUUUUUUGUCAAAAAGAUGUUAAACUGUAACUUUGCCUGUCCCGAUCAUUUUGUCUAUCCCGUGUAAUUGUUUCGAAAUUGUGUUCAAAACACAAUUCAAACCGAUUUUGAGGCCAACUACGGCUAGUAUUGUUUCCGGAAGCUCAAAAUCGCAAUCUACAGAUUCUAAACUCAUUUUUGUAAACCGAUAGCUCAAAGUUUGAAAGAUGCUUGUCUAAACUAGCGCACACACACGCAUUCGUUAGUUACUCCCAGGUGCAGCUCCGUGUCGUACUUAUUUAAUUUAGUCUCUUAGGGGUCAAGUUUACGAGGGCAUUAACACUAAAUGCAAUGAAAAGACUUACAAUAGCAUGCACUUUACCAUUUAUAAGAGAUAUUAAUUUAGUUACAGUCAUUUAUGUGAGUUACAAUGUAGGUUUUGUUUUGUUUAAAUAUUAAACGUACAGAUGAGGUGUAACGAUAAUAAACCAAUAAAAAUAAUAAAGUUUUAACGAUUGAA